AUGGCCUGUACAGAAAGAGAGCCAACUUCUUCUGGUUACUGGAGUAUGGCUGGUGAGUUGGGAGAUGUCAAGAAAAAAAUGAAAGAAAGAAGGUUCAGGAUUACACCGGUACUGCGAAAAGAAAUUGUGUGCGAUGAAUUACCUCUCAUUGAGUAUCACGCAGUAUACGUGGAAGAUAAGUGUAAAAUCGAAUACGUGCUGCAAAUUUUGCCGAACAUGCCAUCAGAAACGAAACAUUUAAAGCGUAUCAAAAAUGGGCUGAUUCUUAUCCAACCAGCAACUGAUCCACUACCGCAGGAAUUUAUAGUGAAGCUUCGCACUAUGCUUCCAGAUAUUUCUGUAUCAAAGGUGAAAGUUCCUUUAUGUAAGCCAGUGACAAGGCGACAAUUUCUUUGGGCCAAACAGUAUUGGCCUACAGCCUUCCAUCUAAACAAGCAAUAUGAGGCACUGUUGAAUGGGAACUUUCUCACAGCUAGUGAAUACCAAAAGAUUAUUGACUUUUAUUUGGAAUCGGAAAAGAUUAGUAACGGUGGAUCAGGGUGUGUCAUUGUGGAUUUAAAAGGUGAAGUUGUCGCAAAAAAGUGGUAA
Messenger RNA from Loa loa (African eye worm), 588 nucleotides. RefSeq lists its product as hypothetical. The transcript has 4 exons. NCBI's taxonomy places the organism in Eukaryota, Metazoa, Nematoda, Chromadorea, Rhabditida, Onchocercidae. Bases 1 to 588 code for a protein of 195 amino acids. The record is from RefSeq and is a predicted model, not a curated record.